CGUCUUGAAAAGCGAAAACACAUAUCUUCUGUUGAUUUCAUAAAGCUUUAAAAACCACCAAUUGCUCUUUAGUGAACUUCAGUCCACUCAUCGCUAGUCAGUUUUAGCACAAAACUAACUACUAUAUUUUCAUUUGUUCAAGACUUCAGACCUUCCAUCUUAGAAGUUAGAAGAACUUGUAUAAUGGAAGAUAAUUCACUUUAUGCUCCUCUGCAAGCUAAUCCACCAUCUGAAACAGACGAAAAUGUUACUCCGAUGGCCAAAGCUGGAGUGUUAAGUAAAUUAACAUUCUGGUGGCUAAACCCGUUGAUGGUAAAAGGGAAAAGUAAAGUUCUCGAUGAAAACGACAUCCCAAAGUUACGAAAGGAAGACACAGCAGAAGAAUGUUAUUCCACUUUCAUGGCGACGCUGGAGAAACGGCGAGCAAAGAGUGUUUCCGGUGGUCAUGGUGAUUCCGAUCCACUGAUCUUAUCAACGUUGUUCGUUUGGCAAUGGAAAGAGCUCGUAAUCACUGGUAUUUUUGCGCUGAUAAAAGUGCUCGCGUUGGCUUCAGGUCCUUUGAUUCUUCGAGCUUUCAUUCAACUUGUUCAAGGGAAUGAAAGUUUCGAGAACGAAGGGUAUUUUCUGACGUUAGGGUUAUUUCUAGCGAAAGUUCUGGAAUCGAUAUCGGAGAGACAACUAAAGUUUCGGACUAGAGUGAUCGGACUCCAAGUCAAAUCGAUGUUAUGUGCAGCGAUUUAUAAGAAGCAACUCCUGCUAUCAAACGAUGCUAAAUUGAUUUACUCCUCCGGCCAAAUCAUGAACUACGCCACCGUUGAUGCUACCAAAAUCGGAGAGGUUCCGUUUUGGUUUCAUAACAUAUGGACAAUCGCUCUUCAGAUAUUUCUAGGGAUUUUCAUAAUAUAUUUUUCAAUCGGAGUAGCAACGAUAGCAGCUUUAUUGGUAAUAAUAUUAACAGUCGUCGGAAACAUUCCGUUGGGGAAAUUACAACAUAAAUACCUAACGAAACUCAUGGCGGCGCAAGACCGGCGGUUGAAGGCCAUAUCAGAGGCGAUUUCAAACAUGAAGGUUCUCAAGUUGUACGCUUGGGAGACGCAUUUCCGGGAGGUGGCUGGAAAGUUAAGAAACGAAGAGAUGAAAUGGUUAUCGGCUGUUAUGACGCAAAGAGGAUUUUUCAUCAUUAUGUUUUGGUCGUCUCCGGUGAUUGUGGCGGUGGUGACGUUUUGGGCUUGUUAUUUGUUUGGAAUCGAGCUUAAUGCGAGUAAUGUGUUUACGUUUCUGGCAACGAUUCGGAUCAUUCAGGAGCCGAUUCAGAGUAUUUCUGAUGUUGCAGCGGUGUUUAUUGAAGGAAGGGUUGCGUUAACCCGUGUUGUUGAGUUUUUACAGGCGCCGGAGUUGCAGAAAGAGGGGAAGAAUCAUGGAAACAUGGAAGAUCGAGCUGUAGUAAUCAAUUGUGAAUCGAUUUCAUGGAAUGAUGAUUCUUCGAAACCGACACUUACCGAUGUAAAACUUGAAGUAUUGAACGGAAAAAAAGUGGCAAUAUGCGGUGAGGUCGGCUCCGGUAAAUCGACUCUUAUCUCCGCCGUUUUAGGAGAGGUUCCGCAUAUAAAAGGCACAAUUGAAGUGAAUGGGAAGGUGGCAUACGUUUCACAAACAGCAUGGAUCCAAACAGGGACAAUUCGAGACAAUAUACUAUUCGGAAAUUUGAUGGAUGAGGAGAAGUAUCAAUAUGUAAUAACCAAAUGCUCACUGGUGAAGGAUAUCGAGAUGUUCUCAUUCGGCGAUCAAACAAUCAUUGGAGAACGAGGCGUAAAUCUCAGCGGUGGACAGAAGCAACGAGUUCAGCUUGCUCGAGCAUUAUAUCAAAAUGCUGACAUAUACCUCUUGGAUGAUCCAUUCAGUGCAGUUGAUGCACAUACCGCAUCAAGUUUAUUCAAAGAAUUCAUCAUGGAAGCUUUAUCGAGCAAGACGGUGUUACUUGUAACUCACCAAGUCGACUUCCUGCCUGCUUUUGACGAUAUCCUACUAAUGGCAGACGGGAAGAUUGUUGAAACAGGAACCUACGAUAAAUUGCUUGAAUCCAGUAAGGAGUUCCAAAACCUUGUGAUUGCACUUAGCGAAACUUCUGGUUCAGAUAACCAAACAGUCGAUAACUCUCAACAAAAAUCCAAAUCUCCAAUUCAAGAAAUUGAAAAAAUUAAGCCGAUACAAGAGAUAGAACCAUCGAUUGGGGAACAACUAAUUAAGAAAGAAGAACGAGAAGCAGGGGACACAGGAAGGAUCAUUAGCAGGGUGUCCUCGGAUCUCAGCAUCGUGGAUCUUGAAUUAGCAGUAAAGCUUACGUUUACUGUAGGUUCAACAGUGAACACAUACUUUACCCUUGGAAUCUUGGCAGUUCUAACUUGGCCUAUCUUGGUCAUUAUCAUUCCAACGGUUUAUCUUACCAUACUUCUGCAGAAAUUCUAUUACGCAUCUGCAAAGGAGUUGAUGCGAUUAGAUGGCACGAGUAAGUCAUUAGUCACUAGCCAUCUUGCACAAUCUAUUGCUGGAGUGGUUACCAUUAGAGCUUUUGGCGAAGAAGACCGUUUCUUUGUAGAACAUUUGAACCUUAUUGACAACAAUGCAAGUCCAUUUUUUCAUAGUUUUUCAGCAAACGAGUGGUUGAUCCAACGUCUGGAAAUGCUUUGUGCGCUUGUUAUUGCUAGCUUUGCACUAGCCAUAACUUUGCUUCCAUUUCAAGCAUCUGACUCUGGACUUAUUGGAAUGGCUCUUUCCUACGGGCUCUCAUUGAAUGUUUUCGUUGUUUUUUCUGUCCAAGUCCAAUGCCAACUAUCAAAUAUGAUAGUUUCGGUUGAAAGACUAGAGCAAUACAUGCAUAUCCUUAGUGAAGCCCCAGAAAUCAUAGAAGACAACCGCCCCUCAAGCAACUGGCCAAGUACGGGUAGAGUUGAUAUCCAAAAUCUAAAAAUAAGAUAUCAACCGAAUUCCCCGUUGGUUCUUCAAGGAAUCAGUUGUGUAUUCGAAGGAGGAAACAAAAUUGGAAUUGUUGGAAGGACAGGGAGUGGAAAAACAACUUUAAUCAGUGCUUUGUUUCGCCUAGUUGAACCUACAGAGGGAAGAAUCAUUAUAGAUGAAUUAGAUAUUACUACAAUUGGACUCCAUGACCUUCGAUCAAAUUUUGGUAUUAUUCCACAAGAGCCAACUUUAUUCAAUGGAUCCAUUCGUUACAAUAUUGAUCCUCUUGGAGAACAUAGUGAUCAAGAAAUAUGGCAGGUUCUUGAAAAAUGCCAACUUCGAGAUGCAAUUCAAGACAAAAAAGAUGGGUUGGACUCGUUGGUUGUGCAAGAUGGAUCGAAUUGGAGUUUGGGACAACGACAACUGUUUUGUUUAGGAAGAGCUCUUUUAAAAAGGCGAAAGAUACUUGUACUUGAUGAAGCCACAGCUUCAAUCGAUAAUGCAACUGAUACAAUUAUUCAAAAAACUAUUCGGGAAGAAUUUCAAGAUUGCACAGUAAUUACAGUUGCACAUAGAAUACCAACUGUUAUAGACUGCUCAAUGGUACUUGUUAUGAAGGAUGGAAAGGUGAUGGAGUAUGAUGAACCCUCGAAAUUGAUGAGCCAACCUGAUUCUUUAUUUGCACAGCUUGUUAAUGAAUAUUGGUCACAACAUAAAACCUCAUGA
Lactuca saligna is the source of this 3681-nucleotide messenger RNA. The record is from the annotation of a GenBank genome assembly. NCBI's taxonomy places the organism in Eukaryota, Viridiplantae, Streptophyta, Magnoliopsida, Asterales, Asteraceae.